Molecule: messenger RNA, 1944 nt
Organism: Colletotrichum lupini
Lineage: Eukaryota; Fungi; Ascomycota; Sordariomycetes; Glomerellales; Glomerellaceae
Product: heterokaryon incompatibility protein
Exons: 7
Coding region: 1-1944 (647 amino acids)
Source: RefSeq, a predicted model, not a curated record
AUGGAUCUUGACUUCCGGAGUAUUCUAUGGAUGAUCGCUCAUGAGGAUUCGCAGAACACAAGUAGCACUUCAUAUCACAUCCCCCAGACAUGUCUUGCGAACAUCACGGCCCCAAAAAAGACGAUGGACUUGUCGUUCAGCGGGUUAAAAGGCCUUUACCAAAUCGUCAAAAAGGCGCAUUCCCAAGAUCAUGCACUCGAGGCAGAGAAAGGAAAGUCGCGGAAGAUGAACUGCGCAAUCUGCUCCAACCUCGGUGCGGAUGAGGUCAAGGGCCAGAAGCUCGCCGCGAAUCAGCGCAUGGCCAAGUUCAUCGAGCUUCACGACCUCCAGCGAUCCGCAACGAACACAUCAUGCCAGUCCUGCCAGCUCCUCUGGGCUGCGCUACGUCUGCGCAAGGAGAAUCUAGAUGAGCCCAGCGGCAAGGAUGUAUCUGGACUGUUGCAGAUGCGCUUUGCACCGGGCGCGUCGCUCCAGAUUUCCGUGUCUGGCUGGGGAGAAGAUAACAUUGCUCUAGAGCUCUUCUCGCGACGAGACGAUCAUGGCGCAUGCCAUCCGACCAUCGGUCCGGCCCAAGAAGUAGAGAGCCACUCUUCCUCCCCAGCCAGUCUCACUCUAGCAUCGUCAUGGCUUCAGGACUGCCUCGCAAAUCACCCGUCCUGCAGGCAACCAGCAUUAGCCUCGACUCUACCGACCCGUGUGAUCGACGUCGGCAUCAAUGACCACGCCGUGCCGUGCCUCGUCGAGUCCCGCGGAGCCUCCGGCGCAUACGCAGCAUUAAGCUACUGCUGGGGCGACCCGGCCUCCCACCCGGCCUUCAAGACGACGCUCCUCAACUUCGCCGCGCACCAAGACGCCAUGCCGUGCGCCGAAAUGCCUCCGACCCUGCGGGACGCCGUCGCCAUCACAAGAAACCUCGGACUGCGGUACCUAUGGAUCGACGCCCUCUGCAUCAUCCAAGGCGACGCCCAAGACUGGGCCCGGGAGGCGGGCCGCAUGUGCGAAGUCUACUCCAACGCAACGGUCACCAUCUCCGUAGACCACGCGGACGGGAGCGGCGUCGGCGUCUUCGCACCCCAGGCCUUUGGCGCCCCGCCGCAGCGUCUCGACGAGCUCGGGGACGCCGUGCGGCCGGUCUACGUCCGCGACGAGCUCAAGAGGAAACAUAACGACAUCACCGUCCUGCUCCGGACGAUCGAGGUGGAGGGCGCGCACGGGGAGCCCAUCAAUAAGCGCGCCUGGACGCUCCAGGAGGCGAUCCUGUCCAACAGGACGCUGCACUACACGACCAACGAGCUCGUCUGGGAGUGUAACACGUCGCGCUCAUGCGCCUGCCGCCGCGGUCAGCCCGUCGAGCUGGACGAGGACGCUGUCGUCAGCGGAGAGGGCGAUUUCGCGACGCAGUUGCUCUGGACGGCGGAUGACGACUACUGGCGCAACCCCGAGACAGUCUCGCGGAGGCCUGGGAAGUGGAGGGCGCCGAGCUGGAGCUGGGCGGCCAUUGAGGGGCCCAUCACGUUCCAUCCCAUGUCGCACUUCAAAGGUGACUUGAAGGUGUUGGAUGUUCAGGUAGAACCUCUCAUGACGGAGGAUAUCUACGGUCAAGUUUGCGAGGGAGCCAAGAUCGUGGUUCGGGGGGCCAUAGUACACAACCUUGAGAUUGCAACUACAGAGAUACAGGACGGGGAUUCAAUGAUGGGGUUUACAGAAGGCGUCAGAUACGACCUCGUGGAUGCGGGAGCGAACAGAUACACCAUGAUCUGCGACUAUGCAGGCUCUGUUGCCCGUAAUCAGCAAUACUCCUGUCUGCUCGUGGGAAAGACAUGGAACAAGGGCGAUCGAUGCCCAUCCCGGGUUGGCGUGUCGUUCCGAGCAGGGGCUUUGAAAAACACGAACGAGAUGAAGCUAUUCAACGGCGUGGCCCGCGAGGUAAUCACUCUUCUCUGA